AUGGCUAAAAAAUAUGCAAUUGAAUCAUUUGAUGCAAUGCUUCGUGAUAUUCUAGAUUGUGAUACUAUAUUUGGUGGCAAAAUCAUUGUCUUUGGUGGAGAUUUUCGACAAACUCUCCCUGUUGUUCGAAGAGGUCAGAAAGAGGAUUAUAUAUCUGCAUCACUUGUCAACUCUUACAUCUGGCCUCAUUUACAAAAAAUGCAUCUAACUAAAAAUAUGAGAGCUAGAUUGGAUCCUCAGUUUUCUGAUUUUUUGUUCAGAAUUGGGAAUGGGACAGAACCAACAUUUGGAGACAGCAAAAUUCAACUGCCACUAUCUAUCCUGAUUCCUUUCGUGAAUGAUGUUGUUUCCCUCAAUCAGUUAAUAAGUGUUGUCUAUCCAUCACUCAAUGAUUUCAUUCACAAUAGCUCAAGUGUCACCAAUAGAGCCAUUCUUACUACAACAAACGACUUUGUCCAUGAUGUAAAUAACCUUUUGAUUCAAAGAUUUCCUGGUCAAGAAACAAGAUACAUGAGUUUUGAUGAAACACUUGAUCCCUCAAAGCAAGCUGAUCACGGAGAUUUUCUGAACACUAUCCAACCACCAGGAUUGCCACCUCACGAGUUAAUCCUAAAACCUUGUUGUCCUAUAAUUCUUCUCAGAAAUUUGAAUCCCGCCCAAGUGACUAUUAACAAAUCACAGGGGCAGACACUUGAUUUUGUUGGAAUAUAUUUAAAAGAACCAGUCUUUUCGCAUGGCCAGUUGUAUGUUGCAAUGUCAAGGGCAAGAACUGGAGAAAAACUAAAGAUACUUCUAAGACCAGUUGUGCUUGAAUGCAUUGCAGAUAGUAGUACACGAAACAUUGUUUAUGAAGAAAUAUUUGCAGCUGCAACUGCUACUUAA
Messenger RNA from Coffea eugenioides, 882 nucleotides. RefSeq lists its product as uncharacterized. Gene Ontology annotation, molecular function: DNA helicase activity. The record is from RefSeq and is a predicted model, not a curated record. The transcript has 2 exons. Gene Ontology annotation, biological process: telomere maintenance; DNA repair. NCBI's taxonomy places the organism in Eukaryota, Viridiplantae, Streptophyta, Magnoliopsida, Gentianales, Rubiaceae. The coding region runs from base 1 to 882 and encodes 293 amino acids.